AUGCCUCAAGUUCUUGGUUAUACACCUACCUGGCUUUCGAAGCCAAAUCCAGGCCAUGAAAUAUUUACAGCCGGACCUACGAUCAAUCAGCAAGCUUCGGGAAAUGGUUACAACUCCAACAAUGGGAAAUCGAACAAAUCGGGACCGAGAAAAACGAUUGCACGUAGGGGAACGGAAGUUUUCAUUGCUGUUGGGAAGGAAAUUCGAUGGGCGGAUCUCGUAUAUUUGAAGGAGACAUGGGAAAACAAACAGGAAAAUCAGAGAAGCUUUCUGAAAGGCAAAUCACUAGCUGCAGAGGAGAUUGAAGCUGGACCGGAUGUUGCUCAGGGCUAUAGAACACUCAAAAUUCCAGUGGCAGAUGAAAUCCGACAGUUAAUCAUCUCCCCAAAUUCGAACUUUAUGGCGAUUCUAACGACUCAUACUGUACAUAUCGCAAUUUUACCUGAACCUUCGCAUCUUACAUCUUCGGAAAAAGGUCCUAUGAAGAUCAAGACUUUUCACCUUGGCCCAACGACACAUGUUACAUCUCGAUCUGGAAUAUCAUCUGCACUGUGGCAUCCAUUGGGCGUCAAUGGGACAUGUUUAGUUACAGUUACAAAGGAUGCGGUUGUUCGCGUAUGGGAGCUUUCCACAACUGACCGCUGGUCUUUUGACAAACCGACCCUUGCGAUUGAUUUGAAGAAACUGGCCGAUGGAGUGUCGGCUGAUCAGGACUUUGGAGCUUCCAUGGCUGGACAACCUAGUAAAUUCUCUCCGGAUGCCUUUGAGAUGGAAGUAGCAUCAGCAUGUUUUGCUGGCAGAGGAUCUGGAGGGUGGUCGCCAAUGACUCUUUGGCUCGCAAUGAGAGAAGGGGAUGUAUAUGCUCUUUGUCCAUUAUUGCCUGAGAAAUGGGCUCCACCGCCCACACUAAUUUCUUCGCUCUCCGUCUCGAUUGUAUCCAAUGUUGCCGCCAUGGAAGAUGAUCCGAAUGUACCUCGGAUUAGUAAACUACUUGCACAACAACAAUUGGACUGGAUGUCAGACAUUGAUAGUCAAGAUCCGAUUCAGGUCCAGGGAUCUUCGGGCGAGCCACCAGUCGAGGUCUACAGUAGGCCCUCUAGGCCAGGGAAAGUACCAAGGUUACAAGGUCCGUUCGGCUUUGACCUAGCUCCGCAAGUUGAAGAUGACGAGGAAAAUGAGCUUUUCACCGACAUUUACGUGAUCGGGCCAAAGAUAGACGCCGAAGAGCUCAUGGAUGGAGAGGAGGACGAUGAAUUCGAAUUGGAUGAAGUUGACAAAGACGGAUGUUCUAUGAACGUAAUAUGUCUGCUUACUACGAGUGGACGCCUCACGAUAUGCCUAGAUCUUGUGGGCAUUGAGGCACAAUGGUUGCCAAGAUCGAAUUCAAGGAUACUACGAUUUCUGGACGACCCCGAACCGCCUGGCUUGUUAACAUAUGAAGUCUUGGAAACUUCCAAAUCAAAGGAGACCUGGGCAGGAUGUUGGCCUGUUUUCAGCCAUGACGUCGAGUCGAGAUAUUCAUUCUUCGUCACCAAUAAUUCGAACAUCACAUACAUAUCACUCUCUUCAUGGGCUUUUAAACUGGAAGAUGAAUUAUCCAAUGGCGCAGAUUCUAACGUCCGGUUAGGUGUAGUCAUCAGCACUCCAUCGGAAAGACAAAGGAUCUAUACACCACCCAUGAUUGACCGAAAUGCUCCUCUUGCAGCCAGCACAGUUAUUCAAGAUCCAGACCUUGGUUAUUUCCUUCUCUCAGCAAAUGCUCAUGGGCCAUUAUCUGUCAUCUUUGAAUCACCCGAUUUUCAAGUUGGUUUCAGCCGUAGCCGUGGGCGUUUAGAAUCAUAUGAUUCCGAAACAGACAAUGAAAAGCCUUUGGUUCUAUUCGAAGCUCGGCCAGUAUAUCAACCCUCCUUUGCAUUCGAGCAAACCUCUGAAUUGCCCGCCUUCCACGAAAAGAUCUCUCAUAGCAAAUACAAGCGUUUACUAAAAGAAGAGAUCAGGUUAUCACCUGCUACACUUACUGUCAUGACAGAUGCCCACAAGGUUCUCAGCGAAGAAACCCAUCGCAUUGGUACCGCCGCUGCAGAAUUGUUCCGAAAAUGCAUCAAGCUACAAAUUGAGCUUUCAAAACAUAUCAAACAAGCUAACGACAUCGCAACGCGUGUUGAAUCCGUUAUUGGCGAGGAUUACGAUGAGGGUGAUGAUAAAUCUCGACUUCCACCAAAUGAGAACAUAGAGCAGAGGAUAAGGAAAGCGCAGGAAAAGCAAAAGAUGCUCAGUGAACGUAUUGAAAAUAUUAGGAAGAAAAUACCCAAGAAUACUCAGCAUGAGCUAAGCGACAAGGAAAAAGCGUGGGUGGAAGAGGUCCGCAAUCUUAGCGGGAAGGUCCUUGGUGAAGAUAUGGAGGGAUCAAAUUCGAGCAUGGUGAAGGUUUCAAAGGAUCCUUGGCAGAGAUACGAGGAGGUUAAAGAAAUCAAAGAUGACGUUUUGAGUCAGGCGAAUGAAUUGGUGGUUAAAAUAGAGAAGAGGAAAGAUGAAGCGGAAGGGGAGGAGGAGAGGGAUGAGGAUGUAGGAAGGGAUAGGGAUGUACAGGUUCCUUCUGAAUUAAGGAGGAAGAAGGUGGGACAGAUUAUGAAAUUGCUGGAUCGGGAGACGGCUUUGGUGGAGGCGACGAAGGGAAGAUUGGAGAGAUUGAGUUUAGCUUAA
Messenger RNA from Sclerotinia sclerotiorum 1980 UF-70, 2703 nucleotides. RefSeq lists its product as hypothetical. The record is from RefSeq and is a predicted model, not a curated record. Gene Ontology annotation, cellular component: nuclear pore. NCBI's taxonomy places the organism in Eukaryota, Fungi, Ascomycota, Leotiomycetes, Helotiales, Sclerotiniaceae. The transcript has 2 exons. Gene Ontology annotation, molecular function: protein binding; structural constituent of nuclear pore. Gene Ontology annotation, biological process: ribosomal small subunit export from nucleus; mRNA export from nucleus; ribosomal large subunit export from nucleus. Bases 1 to 2703 code for a protein of 900 amino acids.